Molecule: messenger RNA, 1812 nt
Organism: Penicillium waksmanii
Lineage: Eukaryota; Fungi; Ascomycota; Eurotiomycetes; Eurotiales; Aspergillaceae
Product: CAZyme family AA1
Exons: 2
Molecular function (GO): oxidoreductase activity; copper ion binding
Source: RefSeq, a predicted model, not a curated record
CACUGUGGAUAUGACUUUGAACACGCAUGUCCUGGAAACUCACCCCAUACCCGCACAAGCUGGUGCCAAUGCGAUAUCUGCACGGAUACGGAGACAUUUUUCCCAUUCACUGGCGUUACACGCAAAUAUCACCUUGCUAUUAAUGCAACGCGUGGACCAGGACCAGAUGGAUAUGUGCCGGAAAACCUAAAUAAUUCGCGAGAAAAUAUAACAGUGAAUGGCCAAGUUCCUGGACCGACAAUUUUCGCGGACUGGGGAGAUGAGGUAAUAAACGAGGUGCAAAACAAUCUCAUAAAGGACCCCAUCGGCUUUCAUGAAGCAUCAGGAGUUUCUAUUCAUUGGCACGGCAUCAAUCAACUCUAUACAAAUGAAGAUGAUGGUGUUCCAUCGUUGACGCAGUGCCCUAUACCCCCUGGAGCGAUUUUCACAUAUCGAUGGAAAGCUACUCAGUAUGGAACCGCCUGGUAUCACUCACAUAUUGAAACGCAAGCCUGGAAUGGUGCUUUUGGUGGGAUCGUCAUAAAUGGACCGGCUAGCGCUGACUAUGAUGAAGAUAGAGGGGUCCUAUUCUUGAAUGAUUGGUCACAUCAGACCACUGAGGAGUAUUAUGCACUUAUAGCGACAUCCGGCCUAGAAACCAUGGCAAAUGGGCUGAUAAAUGGAACAAAUAUUUGGGAUAACACACAAAUAGUUCCUGCAAAUGUGCGUUUACAAGUCGAUGCGUCUCCGAUUGGCGGAUAUAGAUUUAAUAUGACCGUCGAGCACGAUAAGAAGUAUCGCAUACGACUCGUUAAUGGUGCCAUUGACUCUAAUUUUGAAAUGCAUAUCGAGGGCCACAACUUUACUGUUAUCGCUGCCGACCUGGUGCCAAUAGUACCAUACCAUGUCUCAUCUAUCCAUAUUAUGAUGGGACAGCGUUACGACAUUAUUCUACACGCAGAUUCGAACGAUCCAGGUCCAUUUUGGAUUAUUGCCAAAACAGUUUCGGAUUGUGGUGAUAUCUUUAAUCGAGAUCAUGUUCAAGGAAUCUUGUAUUACGGAGAAAGAAACGAUGAACAGCCAAAGGAUCUUAAUGAUCACAUUUACAACCACAAUUGUGUGGAUGAAAAGAUGGAUAGUCUUACUCCAUAUAUGCCCAAAAAAGUUCCUUGGCCAAUCGCAUGGGCCGAUAUCAGCAACUCAACUCAACUUAGCAAAGCCCCGGUUGGAAAGUAUUUUGACUCCCGGGUAUUCGAUGCCAAUGUUACCGGUCGAGAAACCGACUCAUACAUGAAAUGGACGCUCAACAACCAAUCCAUGCAUGUGCACUGGGAACAUCCUACAUUGCUAGAUGUCAUACAUAAUAAUCUCACGAAUUUGAGUAAAGCAUAUAACGCAGUGGUAUUGCCCAGAAGGGGUAUCUGGUUCUAUCUGUUGAUUACGAACAAUCAGGCUAAGUCUACUCCGGAGGGAAGACCUAUACCAGCAGCCGCACACCCCAUGCAUUUGCAUGGCCAUGACUUCUAUGUAUUAUCACAGAGCACUGAUCAGUGGGAUGGAACGGUCAAAACACAAAAUCCUAUACGCCGAGACACAGCCAUGCUAGAUGUGGCAAAAGGCCAUAUCCUCCUUGCGUGGAAGAUAGAUAACCCAGGUGUCUGGCUGCUUCAUUGUCAUAUCGGGUGGCAUACUGCAAUGGGCUUCGAUCUCCAAUUCAUAGAGCUACCAGAUGAGAUUCCUGGUUUGACAAACUGGACAGCUUUGUCGGAAAAUUGCCAAGCGUGGGAAAGUUCCGAUGCCGUCAGACAGGAAGGUUAUGACUCGGGUGUUUAG